Molecule: messenger RNA, 1144 nt
Organism: Prorocentrum cordatum
Lineage: Eukaryota; Dinophyceae; Prorocentrales; Prorocentraceae
Source: the annotation of a GenBank genome assembly
AGCCGUAUGUGUUGCGAGGCUACCUGUUUACAGAAGUGGCACCCUUCACACUACACGACUGCAUAAUGUCAUUGCCGGUCAGCUUCACCGCCCCGCGAGCUGCGACCGAGGCUUCGGAUGACACUGAGUCUCGCGUUGGUGGGCAGUUCGGCGUCAGCUCUCUGGCGGACACCAUGGCCGAGAUUGACGGAGAGGUUGCCCCCCUCACGUGCGGCUUCCGCGUGCACUUGAAGAAGCCGCUCCCACCGAACGCGGAUGCCAUGGAGCGGUUGGCUCUGGUCGUUUCUGAUGGACUGGUGAAGAAGGCGAGGGCCGAAAACAACGGCCGCACGAUCUAUGGCACCCUCCUGGACGAACUGCAGUACGACGCCUUUCAGGAGGAGGCCGCGUGCCUCGGGCGAGUGGAGAAGGAGGAGGCGUCCCAGCACGCGGAGCAGCGCGCCUUCGACGCUCGCUUUCGUGCACAGCGCCAGGCGGAGGCAGCGGCUGUUCUCCUUCCAGACCGGGCGACUCCUGUGAUCGAAGCCCUUGCCGCGCUGCGCGGCGACGGUGGCAGCGAACGUUCUAAAAGGAGGUUCGCUGACUGCGGCAUGGAGGUGCUGGCAACGGGGCAGCGGGUGGCCGCGUCUUCGAACAAGAGGGCGCGCCAGAGCUUAGAGGAGUAAAAGGGCAGCGGGUUUCUAGUGUCAGCAGCCGUCUGGCGACUUCUUGCGAGCGUGGGCAGUUUUUUUCCUGUUUCGCGGUGUAGCUUGGCGCGGCCUGCGGCAGUGUGCGGCACUAUCGCGAUUGGUUGCGCAUUAAUUCCUCGUGCCCUGGCCGCUGUAUAUCGUGGCUGUGUCGAUGAUCAGGGAACCAGUGCAGUGGAGGGGGGUGUCAGGGGCAACUUGCGCGGGUGCUGAUGCGGCUUGCAUGCUGUGUACAAACGGGCGAACCCGAGCCUAACAAUCGGGUCAAAGGUCACAACAGCGGUGGCAGCAUUUUUAAGUAUCCCUCGCGCAGAGCGCACUCGCAUGAGAAGUCGCGGCGCCUGCUAGCCUCGGCCUCUAUGUUAUUUUCUAUUGCCAUGGGCUGCGUGGGCCGCGUAGAAUGGGGUUACUCAGGCCGAGGAAUUCGGUCAAGGAUAAGCUCCCGAGAGACUGCGUCG